AUGUAUGGUCAUAUGGAUGUUUAUCUGUUCACAAACAAAUUGUAUAGCAAGGAACAGGAAAAUGAAAUCAAUGUGAGUCUCUUAAUACAGGAUGGUGGUCAGGAGCACGUUGUCCUGUUGGAUGGUUAUGGAAUUAUUUAUAACAUUCGAAGAGCUAAGGACAUUCCCCAGGAACAUUACAUAGCUCUAUCUGUGACCGUGCUGUCAAGUGGGAGAACUGAAUGCCUCGGUGAGCUAUUGAAGAAAACCUGUGCAGAAUCAGAUUUCACCUGCAACGAUGGCCACUGCAUCCCAGCCAGGUGGAAAUGUGACGGUGAAGAGGAAUGCCCUGAUGGGUCUGAUGAAUCAGAAGCGACAUGCACCAAACAAGUGUGCCUAGCUGAAAAAAUUAGCUGUGGAAAUUCAAGCAAUAAAUGUAUCCCAUCAUCCUGGAGAUGUGACGGGGAGAAAGACUGUGAAAACGGAAUUGACGAGGCUGGUUGCACUACUGUCUGUUCUUCCAGUGAGUUCCAGUGCAGUAACAAGACCUGCAUAGCCAUGAUCUUCGUGUGCGAUGGUGACAACGACUGUGGCGAUGGCAGUGAUGAGAGGAAGUGCUCGCCACUCACCUGCAACCCUAAUGAGUUCCAGUGCAACAACAGCAUAUGCAUCCCAGAGGCCUGGGUCUGUGACAACCAGCCCGACUGUGAAGACCACUCAGAUGAAUCAAUGGAGAAGUGUGGCUACAAAGUCAAGCCUCAGGUGCUGAACUCCUGUGCGGCCUACGAAUUCAGGUGUGGCAAUGGGGAGUGCAUCCACUUGAACUGGAAGUGCGAUGGCGAUGAGGACUGCAAAGACAAGUCAGACGAGCAGGAUUGUCGUCUGGUGACCUGCCGCCCUGAUGAGUUCCAGUGUGGGGAUGGGACUUGUAUCCAUGGAGCAAAGCAGUGCAACAAGGUGCACGACUGUCCUGACAACAGCGAUGAGGCAGGCUGCAUUAACGAGUCCACGUGUGAAAGCCCCAGGAAGUUUCAGUGUAAAAAUGGAGAGUGCAUUGAUGGAGUCAAAGUGUGCGAUUCACAUAGAGACUGCAGGGACGGGUCUGACGAGCCUGUGAAAGAAUGUGAACAAAAUGAAUGCUCGAUCAACAACGGUGGGUGCUCACACAUAUGCAAAGACUUGAAGAUCGGUUAUGAAUGUGAAUGCCCUCCCGGAUACAAGCUUCUGGAUAAAAAAACGUGUGGAGACAUAGAUGAAUGUGAGAAUCCAGACGCUUGUAGCCAGAUCUGCAUUAAUUACAAGGGGGACUACAAAUGUGAAUGCUACGAGGGAUACGAGAUGGACACCCUGUCUAAGAACUGCAAAGCCGUAGGCAAGAGUCCAUACCUGAUCUUCACCAACCGCCACGAGGUGCGCAAGAUCGAUCUGGUGAAAAGGGACUACGCUCGCAUCAUCCCCAUGCUGAAGAAUGUGGUGGCUUUGGAUGUGGAGGUGGCAACAAACAGGAUAUACUGGUGUGAUUUGUUCUACAGAAGGAUAUACAGUGCCUACAUAGACAAAGCCAGCGACACAGCCGAGCAGGUGAUUUUGAUAGACAGUCAGCUGAACUCCCCCGAAGGCCUGGCGAUGGACUGGGUUCACAAGAACAUCUACUGGACAGAUUCAGGAAACAAGACCAUCUCAGUGGCCACUGCUGAUGGAAGCAAGAGGACGACACUUUUUAGCACUGAUCUAAGCGAGCCCAGAGCCCUUGCAGUUGAUCCGACACGGGGAUACAUGUACUGGUCUGAUUGGGGCGACAAAGCUAAAAUUGAAAAAUCUGGCCUGAACGGUGUGGAUCGGCAAGUGCUGGUAACAGACAACAUUGAGUGGCCGAAUGGCAUCACACUCGAUUUGCUGAAUCAGCGUCUCUAUUGGGUGGACUCCAAGCUGCACUUACUUUCAAGCAUUGACUUCAAUGGUGGCAAUAGGAAAGUUCUCAUCUCUUCUGCUGAUGACCUGAGCCACCCUUUUGGAGUAGCUGUGUUUGAGGAUAAGGUGUUCUGGACUGACCUGGAGAAUGAGGCAAUCUUCAGUGCAAACAGGUUGAAUGGCCUGGACAUCUCCAUUUUAGCAGAGAAUCUCAAUAACCCCCAUGAUAUUGUGGUCUUUCACGAGCUAAAGCAGCCGAAAGCUCCCAAUUCCUGUGAGCUCAGCUCUCAAUCCAAUGGAGGCUGUGAAUACCUGUGUCUUCCCGCACCUCAGAUCUCUCUCCAUUCCCCCAAGUAUACGUGUGCCUGUCCUGACAACAUGUGGCUGGGCCCUGAUAUGAAGAAAUGCUACAAAGAUCUUCCAGCUGCCUCAACAACUGAGCCAGUUUCAGCCAUCACCACUACUAUGAUUUCCACCAUCAUCGCAGCUACAACUAGCAACAUCAGCAAUACCAGUAGAGAGAACUCAGGAGCUGUAUCACAAUUCUCCAUCACAACCCCAGGUGUUGGUUUACCCACAACCACAUCCAGCCUAAUAGGCACAAAGAUAAUGACAACUGGAAAUAGCAAUUUAUCCCAGCACUAUGCCAUUGAUGGGCAAGGUUUUGGAUCAACUGUUACCACAGCCAUUAUUGGAAUUGUAGUUCCUCUUGUGGUCAUUGGUUUGCUGUGUAUGGGAGGGUAUCUCAUCUGGAGGAACUGGAAAAGAAAGAACACUAAAAGCAUGAACUUUGAUAACCCUGUGUACAGGAAGACAACAGAAGAAGAGGAUGAAGAGGAAAUCCAUAUUGGGAGGACUGCACAAAUUGGGCAUGUCUACCCAGCACGUGUAGCAUUGAGCCUGGAAGAUGAUGGGUUACCAUGAGGACCAAGUCGCUGCUCUAGUCCCAUACCUAAUGGAAUAAUAUGCACUG
This is a messenger RNA of Chelonoidis abingdonii (Abingdon island giant tortoise), 2863 nucleotides long. The record is from RefSeq and is a predicted model, not a curated record. Lineage: Eukaryota; Metazoa; Chordata; Testudines; Testudinidae.